AUGUCCGACUUGACCACCUUCACCACCACCACGGACAAGCUCACCAAAGCGAACACAUCCCUACACACCUUUGCAUUUUCUGUUCGCCGUCGCGCCGUCGCCAGAGAAUGGCCAACAAGCAAUGGGGGCUUCUGUCGCAAGCAGACGAAGGUAAGACGUGCGCGCCACAUGCCCACGCCCCCACUGACCUGGCCAGAUGCGCUCCACAACGUAUCGCGAUUGCUUGCUGUUGAAGCACGACCAUAUGCACACGUGACAAGCCGCGUCCUGAAGCCCGCCUUCUUUGAGGCUGCGCGACCGCGCCAGUUGCCGUCUCCUCCUCCAGAUGCCAGCGCGGCCGAGGAAGAAGCCGCUGCCGUCGCUGUCGAGCGCGAGCAGCAAAUACACAACAUCGAGCUGUGGCGGCGGAACCUCAUGAACGAGCUCUCCUCACUAGACUUUGCCAUCCUGCGCGCCGAGUUCACCACCAACAGCAACCGCACGGAGCGCGAGCGAUAUGCCGUGGAGAAGGACGGUAUCACGGCGAAGCAGCAGCACGUCAAAGACACCAUCGAAGAACUGCGCGUGCAACUGGUCGAGGCCAAGGAGACGCUAGCAGUCCGCAAGACCUACGACGAACUCACCGAGAAGAUCACAAGCAGUAAGAUGCUCAAGCCCCGCGACGAGCAGGCACUUGCACACGCAAAGCUCGACGAAGAAAUCGCCGAGCUGGAGCACGAAGUUCAAACCGCAAAAGACACAUGGAGCGAGCGCCGCGCCCAAUUUGGACGCAUAGAGGAUGCGACGCGCGAAAUGCUGCGCAUGAUCAAGGACGAGAAGGAGGAGGCUGAGCGCAAAGAGGGCAUGAUGAAGGAUGGCGACGAAGAGGGCGACGGCGAGGGCACCACCUCCCGCGGAGACGGAAGCCGUGUUGGCACGCCUAAGCCCGAGGGUGGCAUGACACCGGUGCACGCCAGUCAGGGUGGGGAGGCGAACUCGUCAUUACGAGUUCCGCCCAAAGACCGGCUACAUCCUCUUUCACGCGAGAAUAGUGCUGCGCCAUCGCCUGCGCCAUCCGGUGCUGUCGAGGACAUGGACAUGGCAGACUCGGGUGCUGUUUCUGGAGAGAAAGACGACGAGUCGGAUGGCUUAGAGGAAGGCGAGGAUCUCGAAGAUGGCGAAGACGACGGUGAAGCAACAUCUCCUGGCAAAAUGGACGAGUCGUGA
Messenger RNA from Parastagonospora nodorum SN15, 1206 nucleotides. RefSeq lists its product as hypothetical. Gene Ontology annotation, biological process: mRNA processing. The record is from RefSeq and is a predicted model, not a curated record. Lineage: Eukaryota; Fungi; Ascomycota; Dothideomycetes; Pleosporales; Phaeosphaeriaceae. Gene Ontology annotation, cellular component: THO complex part of transcription export complex. The coding region runs from base 1 to 1206 and encodes 401 amino acids. The transcript has a single exon.